AUGAGACUGACAUGAGAGACACAAGCAAUAUAAUAGUCCCCCUAGUUCAAGAAAGUAGCUAGAGAUAGAGACACAAACAAUGAAAAACCAAGAGUUGAUAUAUACCUAUAGACAUGGUUGAGUUUUUCAUGCAAAAUUGCUAAUGUCAAUGCAAGAUUGCUAAAGUCAUCUUGAGCAACCACAACCAAAUGUCUUCUCAACCUUUCAUCACAAACCACCAUCUUCUCCUCCUCCUCCUCUUCACACUCCUCCUCCCAUUUUCCUUUGCUUCCACCAAUGAAGUUACUAUCUUACUUUCAUGGACACACACAGCUUCAACCAAAUUCCCUUCAUCUUUUUCCAACUGGAACCCUUUGGACUCAAAUCCAUGCAAAUGGUCAUUCAUAACUUGCUCAUCACAAAACUUUGUAACUGAAAUCAACAUCCAAAAUGUCCAACUAGCCCUUCCUUUUCCUUCAAAUAUCUCUUCACUUUCCAGCCUUCAAAAGCUAGUCAUUUCAGGUGCCAACCUCACUGGAACCAUUCCACAUGAAAUUGGUAACUGUCUUAACCUUAUUACCAUUGAUCUUAGCUCAAAUAGUCUUGUUGGUGAAAUUCCUUCAUCUAUAGGAAACCUCAAAAAUCUCCAAAACUUGAUUUUAAACUCUAACCAAUUGACAGGUUCAAUCCCAAUUGAACUUGGUGAUUGUGUUAAUCUCAAAAACCUUGACAUUUUUGACAAUAACCUUAGUGGAAACCUUCCUAUUGAACUAGGGAAACUUUCAAAUCUUGAAGUUAUAAGAGCUGGUGGAAACAAAGAUAUUGUAGGAAAGAUUCCAGAAGAGUUAGGUGAAUGCAAGAAUUUGACUGUUUUAGGACUUGCUGACACUAAAAUUUCAGGUUCAUUACCUAAUUCAUUAGGUAAAUUAACUAUGCUUCAAACAAUAUCUAUUUAUAGUACUUCAAUUUCUGGUGAAAUUCCUCAUGAAAUUGGUAACUGUUCUGAGCUUGUGAACUUGUUUUUGUAUGAGAAUGAUCUUUCUGGUGAGAUUCCUUUUGAGAUAGGUAAGCUUGUGAAGCUUGAAAAGAUUUUGCUAUGGCAAAAUAGUUUUGUUGGUAGCAUACCUGAGGAAAUUGGAAACUGUAGUAGUUUGGAGAUUCUUGAUUUUUCUUUGAAUUAUUUCUCUGGUGGAAUACCGAAAAGUUUAGGAAAAUUAUCGAAUCUUGAAGAGCUUAUGUUGAGUAACAAUAAUAUUUCUGGUUCGAUACCGGCUUCAAUUUCGAAUCUUACAAAUUUGAUACAGUUGCAGUUAGAUACAAAUGAGAUAUCAGGUUUGAUUCCAGUUGAGAUUGGAAAGUUGACGAAGCUGACGGUUUUUUUCGCUUGGCAGAACAAACUUGAAGGUAGAAUUCCAUCAGAGUUAGGAGAUUGUGUAAGCCUUGAGGCUUUGGAUUUGUCUUAUAAUUCACUCAGUGAUAGUUUACCUUCAGGUCUUUUUAAGCUUCAAAACUUAACAAAGCUUUUGUUGAUUUCUAAUGAUAUCUCUGGCUCUAUUCCUCAUGAGAUUGGUAACUGUAGUUCUCUGAUUCGACUCCGGCUUUUAGAUAACAGAAUCAGUGGUGAGAUACCAAGAGAAAUAGGGUUUCUUAACAACCUUAAUUUCCUUGAUCUUUCUGAAAAUCAUCUUAGUGGUUCGGUGCCGUUAGAGAUUGGAAAUUGCAAAGAACUUCAAAUGCUGAAUCUAAGUAACAACUCUCUUUCUGGUGAUUUACAUAGUUUCUUGUCUUCUCUUACAAUGCUAGAGGUUUUGGAUGUUUCAAUGAAUAAUUUUUCUGGUGAGGUUCCUAUGAGUAUUGGUCAAUUAACUUCACUUCUUAGAGUUAUUUUGAGCAAGAACUCUUUCUCUGGAUCGAUUCCUUCAUCACUUGGGAAAUGCUCGGGUAUUCAACUUCUUGACCUUAGCAGCAACAUGUUAUCGGGAAGCAUACCACGGGAAUUGUUUCAAAUUGAAGCACUUGAUAUUGCUUUAAAUUUGAGUCAUAAUGCAUUAUCUGGAGUAAUCCCAGAAGAGAUUUCGGCUCUUAACAAGUUGUCUGUUCUUGACCUUUCACAUAACAAUCUUGGAGGGGACUUGAUGGUAUUUUCAGGCCUUGAAAAUCUUGUUGCUUUGAACAUUUCAUACAACAAAUUCACUGGUUAUUUACCAGAUAGCAAGUUGUUUCAUCAGCUAGCAGCAACAGAUUUAGUUGGAAAUCAAGGUUUGUGUCCUAAUGGUCAUGAUUCAUGUUUCAUUGGAAAUGCUGCAAUGACAAGGAUGUUAAAUGGAUCUAAUUCUAAGAGGUCAGAGAUAAUUAAAGUGGCCAUUGGAUUGCUCAGUUCUUUGACUGUUGUAAUGGCAAUCUUUGGAGUUGUUACGGUCUUUCGAGCGAGGAAACUCGUUCGAGACGACAAUGAUUCUGAGAUGGGAGGAGGAGGAGGCGAUUCAUGGCCUUGGCAGUUCACACCAUUCCAAAAGGUAAACUUUUGCGUGGAGCAAAUCCUAAAAUGUUUGGUGGAAUCCAAUGUAAUUGGAAAAGGGUGUUCAGGGAUCGUUUAUCGUGCAGAAAUGGAAAACGGCGAUGUCAUUGCUGUCAAAAGGCUGUGGCCAACAACAACGGCAGCCACUGCCACUGCUGCAAGAUAUAAUCAUAGUCAAAGUGACAAGUUAGCAGUUAAUGGAGGAGUUCGCGAUUCCUUUUCAGCCGAGGUAAAAACUCUCGGUUCAAUUCGCCACAAGAACAUUGUUAGGUUCUUGGGAUGCUGUUGGAACAGAAACACAAGGCUUCUUAUGUAUGAUUACAUGCCAAAUGGGAGUCUUGGAAGUUUACUUCAUGAAGGAAGCGGUAAUUGCUUGGAAUGGCAUAUUAGAUUCAAGAUAAUACUAGGAGCAGCUCAAGGCGUGGCUUAUUUACACCAUGAUUGUGCUCCUCCUAUUGUUCACAGAGAUAUUAAGGCCAACAACAUCCUCAUAGGUCUUGAAUUUGAACCAUACAUAGCUGAUUUUGGACUUGCGAAACUUGUUGAUGAUGGAGAUUUUGCACGAUCUUCAAGUACACUAGCUGGUUCUUAUGGUUACAUAGCUCCUGAAUAUGGAUACAUGAUGAAGAUAACCGAGAAAAGCGAUGUAUACAGCUAUGGUAUUGUUGUAUUAGAAGUACUAACAGGUAAACAACCAAUUGAUCCAACAAUACCAGAUGGACUUCACAUUGUUGAUUGGGUUAGACAAAAAAGAGGUGGAGUUGAAGUGCUCGAUGAAAGCUUAAGAGCAAGGCCAGAAUCUGAAAUCGAAGAAAUGUUGCAGACUUUAGGUGUUGCUUUGUUAUGUGUAACUCCAAGUCCAGAUGAUAGACCGACAAUGAAAGAUGUGGUCGCAAUGAUGAAAGAGAUUAAACAGGAGAGAGAUGAAUGUGUGAAAGUUUUCGAUGGAUCUUCUACAAAUGAUCAACAUGAAAGUAAUCGUUCUAACGAAGAACAAGUCGAAGGGAUGAAACAUUCAUGUCCAACAUCAAGCAGCAGCAACACAAAUAUGAAAUUGCAUUACUCUUCUAAUAGUUCUACAACACUAAAGUAACUUUGAAAUAGUUAAUAACAGCAAUGUGACUAGGGAACUAGAAUUUCUUAGCAUGAGUGAUUUGGUUUCUAUUUGAUUUUAAGUGCUUCAGCUUCAUAAUUAUGGUUUGAUUGUGUAUAAGGAUAUUUUAGUUUUAAUAAUUGUGAGAUUUGAAGUAA
This is a messenger RNA of Medicago truncatula (barrel medic), 3748 nucleotides long. Its product is annotated as LRR receptor-like serine/threonine-protein kinase RCH1. The coding region runs from base 189 to 3590 and encodes 1133 amino acids. Gene Ontology annotation, biological process: protein phosphorylation. The record is from RefSeq and is a predicted model, not a curated record. NCBI's taxonomy places the organism in Eukaryota, Viridiplantae, Streptophyta, Magnoliopsida, Fabales, Fabaceae. The transcript has 2 exons. Gene Ontology annotation, molecular function: ATP binding; protein binding; protein kinase activity.